Molecule: messenger RNA, 726 nt
Organism: Calliphora vicina (urban bluebottle blowfly)
Lineage: Eukaryota; Metazoa; Arthropoda; Insecta; Diptera; Calliphoridae
Product: transcription initiation factor TFIID subunit 11-like
Exons: 3
Coding region: 1-726 (241 amino acids)
Source: RefSeq, a predicted model, not a curated record
AUGUGUUCUACCGAAAAGCGGUUAGAAAGGAAUAUUUGGAAAGAAGUAGCCAGACGAAAGAAAGAAGGUAGUGCACGACAGGCCAAUUACUAUAAUCUACGAAGGCGACCCUGGACGCCAAAAGACGGUGAAAUGGUGUGGAAAAAGGAACGCUGUUUAUCAUCCGCCCUACUUGGCCCCCUUACCACGUCGUGUGAGAUUCGCCCACAACACUACACGAAUGAAAGUCCAGCUCCUAUCCGACCGACGAACACUUCCGCACAAAUUAGAACACCUCCAGUAAAACUGGAAUCUGCACCAAUAGUGCAUAAAACCCUCAAGUCCGAAACACAAAUAGCGACUAUAGAUCUAACGAUCUCUUCACCGAAUAACGGCACUGUGACAAGCGGAAAGAAUUCUGCUACGGUCAACGAAGAGUUACCAACUACUUCAAAAGCAGCAUUUGGAUCGGGACCCGAUAGAAAAACCCCUAGUGUAAACCCAACCCCGCCGAAGCCGAUAAUUCCAAAGAGACCGAGAUUCACCGAGGAGCAGGUAUUUGAGGGAGUAAAAAUUUAUCAGCCGAAGAAGUACACCAAACAUCAACAACCAGUAAAUGAUAACAACGAUGAAGAUAGUGAUGAUGAUAAUGAUGAAGAAGAUUAUAAUAGUUAUGAUGAAGAUAAUGAUUAUAAUGAAGCUUAUGAUAAUUGGGAUACUUGUGAUGAAUUUGAGAAUGCAGAAUAA